Messenger RNA from Paramecium tetraurelia, 3615 nucleotides. RefSeq lists its product as uncharacterized. Lineage: Eukaryota; Ciliophora; Oligohymenophorea; Peniculida; Parameciidae. The record is from RefSeq and is a predicted model, not a curated record. The transcript is spliced from 8 exons.
AUGUUAUUUGAGAAACUAAAAAUAUUCAAUACAAAAGAGAAGCUUUUGGAAAGAUUGAAAGAAAUCAAGAAAGAGGAGGAGAUGAAAAAGAACACACCUAUGAAAGAAAAGGUUAAAAGAACUUUUUCGACAUCUUAAUCAUAAAGAACAACUUUGAAUAGUUUAAAUAGAUUAUCAACAUCUCCUAAAGUUUAAUGCAUUAUGGAUAUCGAAAAAAUUAAAAUGCCACUCACAUUUGAAAGAUACUAGAACAUAACAAGAAUGACUGAAAUACCCAUCCGUUAACAAAUAUCAACUCCUCAGCCUCCCUAAAAGAGUAUUCUAGAGAGAUUAAAUGAAUAAGAGGAAGAUAAAAUGAUUAGAGAAUUAAUUGAUAAUUACAAACCCGAAUAGUAUGAUGUUAUGAUGGAGAAUGAUUAAUUAGAAAUUGAAAGACAAAAUGAUGAGGCACACGCAAACUCGAUGAAAUAGUUUUCAUAUCAAGAUUACAGUCCUCAAAGAAUGAAUUUAAUUAAAAAGCAUCAACAUCAUCAUCAUAAAUCUAACCCAUCUCAUCUUAAGAAUAAUUAAAGAUAUGAUGAAUAAAAAUAGCUAUAUAUGUAAUAACUAGAAUAUAAAGGAGAUAUCAAUCAAGAAUUACAUACAGAUAGAGGUAAAUAUUUGAGGAAAUUUCGAUUAGCAAAUAAAAAUUUGAAUAAAGUCUCUUAAGAAGAUUUCAGAAAGACCAUCAAACAAUUUAACAAAUUGGAUGAUUAUGCUCAAUUUUAUAAAUAAACUCCAAAUUUGUAUAUGCAAUUGAAUAAAAGCUCGCACCAAUAGCAAAUAUUUUAAAGCGGUCUAGGACUAGUAUAAUAAUGCAACCACAUUCAACUAGCCAAUGCAUAAGCACAAAUAAGAUCCCCUUAAUAAGUUAAAGUAUUUUCUGAUGCACUCAAGACUUAAUAAUGUAAGACUUUAACACAUCUGAAGUUGAACCACAAUAAACUGAAUUCAUUAAAAAUUUAACAAUUGACUAAGUCAUUCCCAUAACAUUUGUAGGAAUUAGAUUUAAUGAAUAAUGGAUUAGAUUCAAAAUCUUGCUAAUUGUUAUCAAAAUAUAUUUAAAACUCAUAAAUAAAGAAAGUUAAUUUAGAAAACAAUCGAAUAGGUGACAUAGGAAGUAAUGCAUUAUGUUAGGCAGUUCAAGAUCACGAUUAUUUGUUAUAUUUAAAUUUAUCUAAAAAUAAUUUAACAGAGCAUUGUUGUGUUGAACUGGCCAACUAUCUAAAGAAAACACAAGUUCUAUUUGAAUUAUAUCUUCAUUUUAAUUCAAUAAAUAGUGUUGGAGCUGUUAAUAUUUGGAAAGCAUUGUAUAAAAAUUCUAGCGUCAAGGUCUUUGAUAUUUCAUAUAACCGAACAGCCUCUAUAGAAUGUUCUUAAUAAAUGGCCAAAGUUAUUAUUAAAUAGUAUCCAGAACUUAUGCAUAUAGACAUUUCAUAUAAUGGUUUUAAUGAGGAAUAAUCAAUCGAAAUUAAAAAAGCAUUAGAAUAAAAUUAGAAUAUAUAUGGAUUUCAUUAUUAAGGGAAUUGCCCAAAAUAUUCAGUUGAUUCUACUGGACACUUAAGAGAUAGAAUUUAAGAAGCUACAGAUAUUCAAAGAAAAAUCGAAGAGUGUUAAAAAAACCCAUAAACAACUUUAAAAUUAGUAGAUGAUUAUUAAAGUCCAGAAAUACAGAUAUAAGAACAACAAUAACACUAAUAGUAUUAAAAAAAAAGAAUAAAAGAUCUAAAAACUGAUUCAGAAUUAUAUAGAAAUUUUCGAUUUCGAAGAAUUUAAGGAAUGAAGCCAAUCAAAUAAAAUUAUGAUACUGAUAGUGAAUUAGAUGCUUGUUGGAUAUGUGAUGGGUGGUAGGAAGUGAAAUUCACUUGGACUCCUGGUAAAUCAGGUGGAAUGAACAACGAUCCAAUAUUUGUACACUUAAAUUUUGAAAAUUACAAACCAGUUCUAAUGACACUUCAUAAUGGAGAAUAUUCUGUUUAUAGAAUGUGUCCUCCAAAUUUCAAAGUCACUUAUUUUUUUAGCAAUCCUGUGCUUGGAAUUUAAACUACAGCUAAAAAUUAGUUAAUUACUUAAACUCCUCAGGAUGACCCUUUAUAUUCAACUAAACAAUCAUUUUUAUAUAAUGGAGAUAUCUUAAUUGAAGGAAAUAAAAUGGGAUUUGUCAAUGAAUUAUUUACGGAUGAUAAGUAAUCAAUUAUGGAUAGAUAUUUUGCGAAAAUCUUUAGCAAACCAAGAGAAGAAGAAAAGACUUUUGAUUUAACUUAAUUUCUUACAAAAACUGAAAAAUUUUGGAGUUAUGAAAUUUCUAUUUUUAAAAACUAUUAACCUGAUAAUGAUGAAUUAAUUGAUGAAUGCUUUGAAUAUGAUUAUGGAAGUUCAAAAAUUAAUAAAAUUAUUAAAGAUCCAAUUGAAUAUAAUGAAGUCAAAGAAAUUAUGAGAGAGUAUUAUCCUUACAUUUUUGCAGCUUAUAAAUUUUUAGCAUCUACUCUUAUCGGGGCCACGAUUCCUUGUAUUUCAUCUAAUGCCUUCUCUGAUUUUUUAUCAACAACAGGAGUUAUUUCUGAAAAAUUUAGAUCUGGGGAUAUUGAUUUAAAUUUUAUUGCCACUUCAAAUGUUAAAGAUAUCAAUUAUCCUAAUGUUUACGAGAAAGCUCUAGUAAGAUACCAGCUAAUGGAAGUAUUAGUUAGAAUUGCUAUUGAUAAAUAUUUGAGAACAUAAAUUUGCAAAACAAUUAAAGAGAGUUUGAGAAAAAUGUUUGAAGAAGAUGGAAUCAAAUAAAAACUAUAAGAAAUUGACCGUAGUCAAGAUUGGAGGGACAUGAGAUAUUGGAAUGAAUAAUGUGACAUUUUAUUAAAAGAUAGAUUGCCAAUGUUAAAAUUACUAUUCAAAUACACAUCAAAAUUAAAUUCUAAAUAAAAGUAUUAUAAACACAUAUGGCUUUAAUUUAAAGAUUUCAGAGAUUUAUUAAACAAAUGCGAUUUGUAUUGUGAUAUUUUUGUUGAAAGAGAUGCUUAUCUUGCAUACUUGCUGGCUAUGUAGACAUCAGUUGAUGAACUUUACUUACUUAAACAUUUCUAAAUGGAAUUUUAUGAAUUCUUAGAGGCUUUAGCUAGGUGUGCUGAAAAAUUAUCUUUGAUAAGAACUAAUGAUUAGAUCACAAUUGAUGAUAGAAGACAAUAACCCCUGUUUAAGAAAUUAGAUGCACUAACAUUCCUCAUUUAUAUUAGAUUGGGCGAGAUUAUAAAGGCAUAAUUUCGUGAAUCUGAUGAUCUUUCUGAUUUUGAUAAGUGCAUGUAAAAAACCUAUGGUCAAGUAAUUAAACAACCAAACCCAGAUUUAGAGGAGGAUAAUACUGAAAAAAUAACGCCUUAAUAAGAAGAAAAAUUAUUAGAAGAGCAACUCAACACGAUUGUUGUUCAACCUAUUCUUACUAUGCCUCAACCUAACAAAAAAUCAACUGGAAUGACAUUCUUAUAGGUUAUAAAAUAAGCAUAGUAACAGAAAUAAUUAAAAAACACGUUUAAUCUUACUAAUGAAUAAAGAGGAAGAACAACUGUUAAAAUGAUUUUAAUUUGA